AUGACCUCGGACUCGCUCUUGCAUCGCCCGACUGAGUCCCUCAUCCUUCCGAACAAGCGCCGCUUCUUUCCUUUGAAGAUCCCGAACUUCCACCCCCAGCUCCGCCACUACAUCAGCACGGCCGAUCCGGAUCGCAUAUAUGUCGUCGUCGAACGAAUUGUCGUUGCGAUUCACAUUGCGGCGCAAAAGCGGGAGAGCAUAGCCGUCAUUCCGUUCGAGCCGCGAUGCUUGGCGGCUGGUUACGGGUGGAUCGCGGUGGGUGGGCCAGACAAUGGUGAAUGCGCUUACAUCAGAAUCGAUGAGAGAGGACUGCAGGUUCAUGACGAGACAUCUCCACUCCACCCCGCCGAUGUCGAUAGUGCGCUUCCGCUCGACCUAGAGCCACCGUCCCGGCUCCCGUCGCCGGGAACCUCUGGGGAUACCCCGGCAUAUCGGCCGGGGAGACGAUCAUUGCCAGAACUCAUCCUACACAAAUUCGGAGGCAGUAUUGUCAAUUCGGUGACAAUCCAUCGCUUCCCCAGCAACGGUGAAGGCACCUCCCAUGAAGAUGUGAUGGUCCUCAGCAACAACGAUCAUACCGUGACCGUCUACUCCUUGACCCGAUCCAAAGUUCUCAAGAUCCUGCAACACACAACUUGUAUGAACUACACCACCAUCUCACCAGACCAGACCAUCUUGGCUGCAGUGGGUGAUGAGAACAAGGUUUAUUUCUAUCGGAUUCUGCGAGACUGGGGACCAUCUGCAUCUACAGAAGCAGGUAGCAAACUCGCGGGUUGGGAAUGGGAAAUGCUGCAAUGCAUCGAGAUAGACAUCGGUGGUCGCCCUGAUGACGCUUGCUGCUUUACUAUUGCCUUUUCACCAUCGAGCCAUUUGUGUGCCAUCGGCUCCCAAUCAGGAGUCAUCACAGUCAUAGAUGUAGAGGUCAUCCGCCAGACUUCCGGCGGUUUUGAAUCAGAUGAAAACCCGAUUCUUCACCAAUUCCUGGCUUCCAGGUCAUGCCAGGAGGGUGGCGCUGUGCGCUGCAUGAUCUUUUCCCCUGAACCGUGGGACCUGCUGGUAUGGCUUGAAGGCCAUGGCCGAGCUGGAAUCGCAGAUGUUCGCCAAUUUUUUCUCCGAAGGCAGCUUCUCCAUUUGAAUCUUGAUGAUCCACAGCUGCAAGGGGCUCAUUUGGAGCCACUGGGAGACGAAUCAGAUGAUCAGUCCAUGGAUGAUGACGAUUUAUCUGUGCUGCCGCCCCCGCCUCGUUUGAGAAUCAAUGGCGAUGACCCCCCAAUUGAGCGAGCCGCCGGAGAGACCGAACGUUCUUCACUGCGUGAGAACUUAAUACAGGAUCUCACCGAGCGGGAGAGAAUCAUCAUGGAUUUUUUGAAUACAGCACGGUGGACAGGGAGAUUGGAAGAAGGGGUAACUGAGCGGCCAGAACGGCCAGAACGGCCAGAACGGCCAGAACGACCAGCCAGAGCAAGCUUGCAUUCUCAUGUGGCCCGCGCACGACACCUCGGGUCUGCGGAUGGGACUGCUCGAAACUCCCUUCCUAACUCACCCCCACGUCCAUAUGACUCUUCAGAUACGGCUCGAGAUGUCGAUGGAGAAAUAUCUCUGCCGCCCCCGCUACCUCCACCCCCGCGCAUGAGUCAUUCCAGACGCGCGGGGGGCCCUACCGAGCGGUCAUACCACGCCAGGCGUCAAAGUUCAAUCGUUCUCUCACAGGGAAGUCGAUCUUCAGAAACUGAAAACUCUAAUAAUGAUCCCCAGCCCAGCCUUACCCUAAGCUGGACAACGUCGCCAUCUGAUCUUCUGUCUGCCGGACCAGACAUCGCUUCACAGGGUGUUGACCCUGAUCUUGUCAGUCAUGAAAACGACUCAGGUCCAAGAACUCCUGAUCCAUUCAGACCUGGGCCCGAACCAAUUGACCUCGAGCGGGCGGGUAUUGCUAGACUUAGGGCCCAGCAAUCAAGUUCAGCCCCACGGCGAACGGAACGACCUCAGACCGCGGCCGAACGCAGAUAUGAUAGUUCUCGCCCAUCUAACUAUGAAAUAAGAUCAAAUCUUGCGGCGGAGCGUCUUCGACGCCGCCCAAUGGCCAGUGAGGUACAUACCUACCGCUCCUCUCUUGAACCUGAACAAAGACGUCGCCAACUAUUUCUUGGUUUUGAACAGGCCCAUUCGCCCCGCUGGAUCAGGAACAUCAUCAAUGACCUGCCUGACCGAAGCCUGAUCCAUGGCUCCGGUGCCGGUGAGCCAGACGCUACAGCUGGAUUAGGCUGGGGCGCUGACGGGAGAACAUUGUACAUUGCCACAGUACAAGGAAUUUUCGAAUUUCAAUUAAACAUCCACGACCGACGAACUUUCCCGUCAAUCUCAUACCGAUGA
Messenger RNA from Penicillium longicatenatum, 2373 nucleotides. RefSeq lists its product as uncharacterized. The record is from RefSeq and is a predicted model, not a curated record. The coding region runs from base 1 to 2373 and encodes 790 amino acids. NCBI's taxonomy places the organism in Eukaryota, Fungi, Ascomycota, Eurotiomycetes, Eurotiales, Aspergillaceae. Gene Ontology annotation, molecular function: protein binding. The transcript has 5 exons.